Molecule: messenger RNA, 909 nt
Organism: Penicillium macrosclerotiorum
Lineage: Eukaryota; Fungi; Ascomycota; Eurotiomycetes; Eurotiales; Aspergillaceae
Product: alpha/beta fold hydrolase
Exons: 1
Coding region: 1-909 (302 amino acids)
Source: RefSeq, a predicted model, not a curated record
AUGCCCCUCACCACCUCCAUCCCGCUCCCCCAAACCUUCACCCACACCACCGCAACACACAGCUAUCAGGUCCACUAUACAACUCUCGGCUCUCCCUCCUCCCCGCCUUUAAUCUUCAUUCACGGCACCCCAUGGUCCUCUUUCGUCUGGGCCACCCACGCCCGCGCCCUCGCGCUCCAUUUCCAUAUCCAUCUCUUCGAUUGUCCCGGCUUCGGCACCAGCCCGCCCGGCACUCCCCUCCCGCACACCAGCAUCACGCCUGAAACUGCACUGGACUCAGACCUCGCCGAGCAGACACGUGUAUUUGCUGCACUGUACGCCCACUGGGCCCGGGCAUGGGGCGGCGCAGCGCCACACGUAGUUGCACACGAUGUCGGCGGGCUGUUGGCGCUGCGGGCGGUGCUGAUGCACGGAUGUGCGCUUGCGAGUCUGUGUCUCGUAGAUGUUGUUGCGGUAGGGCCGUUUGAAACACCGCUUUUCAAGCUGAUUGCGGCGCAUGAGGGUGUGUUUGGCGCGCUACCGGGGCCUAUGUUUGCCGGCGUUGUGGAGGGGUAUAUUCGGGAGGCAGCGUGGGCGGAGAUCGGAACGGAGGUUAUGGAGGCGUUGAAAAAGCCAUGGAUACAGAAUGAUCAGGGGCGGAUGGGAUUUCUGAGACAAAUGGUGCAGGCGAGUCGGCGGAGUGUGGAAGAGGUCGAGGAGCAGUAUGGGAAGGUGGGGGAGAAGAUGCCGGUUAUGGUGAUUUGGGGGGCUGAGGACCAGUGGUUGCCAGUGGAAACAGCGUCAAGGGUGAAGGAGAAGGUGCAAGCACGGGAGAUGGUGUUGAUUGAGGGAGCUGGACACUUGGUGAUGUAUGAUCAGCCAGAGAGCUUUGGGGUGGAGUUGACGUGGUGGUUGAAGAGUGUGGGUUGA